Molecule: messenger RNA, 438 nt
Organism: Pieris brassicae (large cabbage white)
Lineage: Eukaryota; Metazoa; Arthropoda; Insecta; Lepidoptera; Pieridae
Gene: CPH32
Product: cuticle protein 64-like
Exons: 2
Coding region: 40-390 (116 amino acids)
Source: RefSeq, a predicted model, not a curated record
UCUGCAACAUUAGCUGAGAUACAUAUACUAAACGUUAACAUGAAGGCCAUUGUGAUCGUUCUCUUGUUAGCCACCGUAGCGGUCUACGGCGCUGAGGAGAAGAAGGAGAAGCGUGGACUGCUAGGGCUGGGUUAUGGUGGACAUGGUCUGGGACUUUAUGGAGGCCAUAGUUUAGGUCUCUAUGGAGGUCACGGUUUGGGUCUCUACGGAGGUCACGGUUUAGGCCUGUAUGGAGGACACGCCAUCGCCGCUUCGCCUAUCGUCAGCCAUAGCGUGGCAAUUCCUGCACCCAUAAUCAGUCAUGGAAUAGCUGCUCCAGUGUUCGACCACGGACUUUACGGCCACGGAUUGGGUGCUCCCUUGCUGGGAUUGGGUCACGGCUGGCAUUAGGACCUACGCCCCACAACAACCUCGCACCGACGGGUCAUAAUUAGAAUA